Molecule: messenger RNA, 2390 nt
Organism: Drosophila albomicans
Lineage: Eukaryota; Metazoa; Arthropoda; Insecta; Diptera; Drosophilidae
Product: scoloptoxin SSD14
Exons: 3
Coding region: 125-1855 (576 amino acids)
Biological process (GO): glutathione catabolic process
Cellular component (GO): plasma membrane
Molecular function (GO): glutathione gamma-glutamate hydrolase
Source: RefSeq, a predicted model, not a curated record
GAUAACCGGAUAUGGAAUAUAAAGGCAAAUACGACACUUUCAGUGUCUUCACAUCGAUUUCAAGUGACAGACGUGCCAAGCUCAAGCCAAGCAAACACUUAAUUUAAGCGAAAAACGUUCAAGCAUGUCCAAGCUCACGGAAUAUGCCGUCAUUUGGAUACUUUUAAUCGUGGCCAUUGGCUGCCUUGUCUUGGGCCUAAUCUUUGGCCUUGGCAACGAGGUAGAUGGCCGCAUUGGCGCCGUUGCUUCCAAUGGCGUUGGCUGUGCUGAGAUCGGUGGCCAAAUGCUCGAUGUGGGGGGCUCAGCGGCCGAUGCCGCAAUUGCCACAAUGCUCUGCGAGGGCGUUAUGUUGCCACAUAGCUUGGGAGUUGGCGGUGGCUUCGUGGCCACCAUUUACAACAAGGCAACUGGCCAGAUGGAGACACUGAUUGCAAGGGAAACGGCGCCGGCGGCAGCAACACAAGACAUGUUUGUGAAUCUAACCAAGGAUGAUCAUGUGACGGGCGCUUUGUCCUGUGCUGUGCCCAGCGAGAUCUUUGGCUAUUGGAAGCUACACGAGCGACUCGGCAAAUUGCCCUGGCGUGCACUUUUUGAGCCGACCAUAGAGCUGUGUCGCAAUGGCAUCACCGUCUCGCUUUAUUUGGCCGGCGUGCUGGCCAACAAUGAGGAGCACAUCCGGCGGGAGCUCUCCAUGUCCGAGAUCUUCAUCAAUCCCGCCACAGAGCGCGUCUACAGAGAGGGCGAGGUCAUGUAUCGGCAUGUGCUAGCGGACACUCUAGAGAUUAUUGCCACAGAGGGAGCUGAGGUGCUCUACCGAGGUGGACGUGUGGGACGUAUGUUGGUCGAGGAUAUCCAGGAGAUGGGCGGCAUCAUAACCGAGCAGGAUCUGCAGAGCUACAAUGUGCGCUGGGAGGAACCGCUGCGCAGCAGCUUUGGACACGGCUACGACUUGUACACAACACCGCUGCCCACCAGCGGAGCACUGUUGAUCUUCAUCGUGAAUGUGAUGGACAAAUUGCACUCGAAGGACAUGCCGAUCGAAACGUAUUGGCAUCGCCUCGUGGAGAGCUUCAAGCACGCCUAUGGCCAACGUAGCAAUCUGGGCGAUCUGCACUUUGAGCCCUCGGUGCGUCCGCACUAUCGGAAGCUGAUCGAUCCGAGAUUCGCUGACAAGAUUCGUGCACUGAUCCGGGACGAUGUGACGUUUGAGGAUAUACAUUAUUAUGGCGCCAAUUUUAGCAGUGUCGAGGAUCAUGGCACUGCGCAUAUUUCGGUGCUGGCGCCCAAUGGCGAUGCCAUCUCGGUGACCAGCACGAUUAACGGAGAUCUCGGUGCUCGGCUGCGAUCGCGGCAAACCGGAUUCAUACUCAACGACCAGAUGAAUGACUUCUCAAAGCCGGGACGUGUGAAUGCCUUUGGCAUUCCCGAUAGUCCUGCGAAUUACAUUAAGCCCGGCAAGCGUCCCAUGUCUUCCGCAUGUCCCAGCAUUGUGCUCGACAAACAGGGCAAUGUCCAGCUGGUUGUUGGCGGCGCCGGCGGCCCAAAGAUCACCACCUCGGUGGCACAGGCCAUACUCCGGUACUUUGUGCUCAAGGAGUCCGUCUACAAUGCGGUUAACUCGGGUCGACUGCAUCAUCAGCUGGUGCCGAUGCACGUCGAAUUGGAGCCAUCGGUGCCGCGACGUACGGCUGAUCAUCUGGAGGGAAUUGGUCACAAGCUCAGUCCAUUGAGUGGGCACAGAGCGUACUCGGCCCUCACGGCCAUUGGCAGCAAGGAGAACGUUCCCGAUCCCAUCUGCGACUAUCGACGCGAGGGCAGCGCUGUCCUAGUUGGUCCCAGCCUGGAUUAUGUUUAACUCGCAUCAUCUACUCACUUCUUCCUCCCUCUCUCACUCUCUCUCUCUCUCUGUCCAUCCCCAUCUCAGCUCAUCAACUACUUACAAUAAAUUAAAAUAUACAUUUUUAAUAUACUAAAGAAAUAACAAAACAAUUUCAUGCAGAAAUCUCGCAUUUUUCAUUUUUCCAUAUUUUAAGUCACAACAAAUAAGAAAGCUACAGUCGAGUCUAAAAUAAUGCACUUUGUUCCAGUCUAUUUACAUAUAUUUUAAGUGUGUAUUCAAGGUGACUUCUAAUCUGGUGUAAAGCAUUUGCCUAACUUCCAAAUUUGAGACAUUUAUAGAUUACCGAAUGCUAGAUAAGGGAAAAUGUGAAUGUCUGCUUACAAGUUUUAAUGUUUGCUAAGACUCAAAUAGAAAUAGCGUCCAUUGAUCUCGCUUUCUGUCAUCUUAUCUCUGUCUCCCUCUUAAUUUCUAUCUCUUUCUUAAGCAUGAUAAGAGAAAUGCUUGCGAUUAUAGCGAUUGUAUUAGAUCUAAUUAAUAUAAUUUUUUCAUC